Messenger RNA from Neltuma alba, 1790 nucleotides. RefSeq names its product 4-hydroxyphenylpyruvate dioxygenase. Gene Ontology annotation, biological process: L-tyrosine catabolic process. Gene Ontology annotation, molecular function: 4-hydroxyphenylpyruvate dioxygenase activity. The coding region runs from base 19 to 1425 and encodes 468 amino acids. The transcript is spliced from 2 exons. Lineage: Eukaryota; Viridiplantae; Streptophyta; Magnoliopsida; Fabales; Fabaceae. The record is from RefSeq and is a predicted model, not a curated record.
GAAUAAACCAGGAAAACGAUGGGAAAAGAAAGCGACCACGGAGCUCCGGUGACGGUAACGGCGAGGGCGAGGGCGACGGCGGCCACUGGAGCUCCGGGUAGUAAUCUUGCUGCUGGGUUCAAGCUUGUUGGGUUCAAAAACUUUGUCCGAACCAAUCCAAGAUCCGAUCGAUUCAAGGUAAAGCGUUUUCACCAUGUCGAGUUCUGGUGCUCCGACGCCACCAACACUGCUCGCCGCUUCUCGUGGGGUCUCGGCAUGCCUCUUAUAGCGAAAUCCGACCUUUCCACCGGCAACCUUACUCACGCUUCCUAUCUCAUCCGUUCUGGCGACCUCUCCUUCCUCUUUUCUGCUCCUUACUCUCCGUGCAUUGCCGCCGCCGAGCACCUGGAACCAAACUCCACCGCCUCUAUGCCCUCGUUCGAUCGUGAAUCCUGCCUCGCCUUUGUCGCAUCCCAUGGCCUGGCAGUUCGGGCCAUUGCAGUUGAAGUCGAGAAUGCAGAAAUUGCAUUUCACACAAGCGUCGCCCAUGGCGCCAAGCCAUCGGCCUCCCCUGUUCUCCUUGAUAACCGAGUGAUUCUCGCCGAAGUUCUCCUCUACGGCGACGUCGUGUUGCGAUAUGUCAGCUACAACGACCCGUCUCAAGUAUCCGACCCGAACCCUAAUAAUUGGUUCUUGCCCAAAUUUGAACCUGUGGAGGAGCUCUCGUCCUAUCCGCUGUUGGAUUACGGGAUUAGGCGCCUCGAUCAUGCGGUGGGUAACGUGCCGGAGCUGGCUCCAGCUGUGAAUUAUGUGAAAUCAUUCACUGGUUUUCACGAGUUUGCUGAGUUCACGGCGGAGGACGUGGGUACGAAUGAGAGUGGCUUGAACUCGAUGGUUUUAGCGAACAAUGACGAAAUGGUUUUGCUGCCUUUGAAUGAACCAGUGUUCGGGACAAAGCGGAAGAGUCAAAUACAGACAUAUUUGGAGCACAACGAAGGAGCAGGGCUCCAGCAUCUAGCGCUUGUGAGUGAAGACAUAUUCAGGACUUUGAGAGAAAUGAGGCAGAGAAGUUUCGUAGGUGGCUUCGAGUUCAUGCCUUCCCCACCUUCGACGUAUUACAAGAAUCUGAAGAAUCGAGCGGGGGAUGUGUUGACUGAUGAGCAGAUUAAGCAGUGUGAGGAGCUGGGGAUUCUGGUAGAUAGAGAUGAUCAAGGAACUUUGCUUCAAAUUUUCACUAAGCCUGUUGGAGAUAGGCCAACCAUGUUUAUAGAGAUAAUUCAGAGAGUUGGGUGCAUGCUCAAGGAUGAGGAAGGAAGGGUAUAUCAAAAGGGUGGAUGCGGAGGCUUUGGGAAAGGAAACUUCUCUGAGCUGUUCAAGUCCAUCGAAGAAUAUGAAAAGACGCUUGAGCUUAAAAGACUAGCAGAACCAGAACAAACCAUUGCUUGAAAGUACGUAUGGAUCUGGGGAUGAAGUAUUUCUUGAAGCUGUAAUCACCCUGUUACUGUAUAGACACUGGCUGAAACAAGAAUAUAUACUGUAUGAGCACUGUCUUCACCUAUAGAAAUGAUGGAAUAUGGAUAUACGAUAUUCUGUGUUGAUAAACAAUUGUUGUAUUUCUUACUAUGUUUGUCAAGAUAGAAGAACUGCCCACCUUAUCAUGUCUAUAGAUAAUGCACUUUGGACUUGUGAUAAGAGAGAUGGGAAAAUAAAUUAAUCUGAUGUGCUACUUAAUUAGCAUUAGUCUGCAGGUUUCCGCAAGCAACAUAUAAACAGAAUUUUUGAUGUCGUCUAUGCUUUUUGCUUUUGGAGUA